CGUAUAUGAUGUGAGAGUACCCAAACGACUCGAAGGUUAACAUGAGAGGCCCAGUCCGGUCCAGAUCCAAACACACGUGUCCAAGGGAACGAGAGAGCGAGAGAGAAACAGACGAGAAGCAUGCAUGAUUCGUGAAUCCAAAUCAAAAUCACAAUCCCUCGAUUUUUCCCCCCAACCCACCUGGAAAAAAGCAAAGAAAAGAAAAGAAAGGAAAAGAGCAUCUGACGACGAUUUCACCGAAUUCUCUCUAUUUCUCCUUGGGGGUGUUAAUUAAUUGUUUACCUUUUUAUUCCUCAUUGAAUUUCCGAACGCAAAAUUGGGUUUUAGUUCUAGGGUGGUGGAAAUAGAAAUUGGAACAAAAAAGGGGAAAAGAAAGAGGAGAAAAGUGGAAUUGUGAUUAUGAUGGAAGCGAAUGGUCAGACAAGUACUGUUGCUGCUGUUCGUUCGCUUGUUGUUCAUCGCGGUUUCUUCUUUUUUAUUUAUAGUAUUCAUAUUUUCGAGUUUAUUAAUGAUCUUGUCGAUAUUGCUUUCGUUCUUAAUGUUUUAAUGUUUUUGACAUUAUUUGUGAAAUUCCCAUCACAUCCGUAGAGAGAGAGAGGGAGAUUUUCUUUUUGGUUGGUGGUGGAUUUUUAUUCCUCCUUCGCUUCGCUUUUCGUCAAACCCCAAAUCGAGAUUGUUGUUCGUGAUGGUGUUUCCUUUCGAGAGGGAGAGAACCCUAAGAAUCCUCCUUUGGUUUCAGAGAGAGAUGAAUUCCUCAUUUUUCCCUUGAUUUUUUUUUGCUCUCGAAGCUUUGAUCCGUCUGGUUAUCGGCACCACAAGUGUGCAUCAAUGGAGGGGGGUGAUGAAGCUGACAAGAACAGUAUACCUGAAGGUGGUGAAACCAAGUCCAAACGGAAAAUGAAGACAGCUGCUCAGCUCGAAGUUCUGGAGAAAACCUACGCCGUUGAAUCUUACCCUUCUGAGGCCACACGAGCCGAGUUGUCUGACAAACUGGGCCUUUCCGACCGGCAACUACAGAUGUGGUUCUGCCACCGGCGACUGAAGGACCGGAAGCGCCAAAGAAAGGUUUCUACGGCCAUGGAGUCCAAAGCUGCCGCCAAUGGCAAUGAGUUGACGGCUGCAGUUGAGGCGGGAAAGGAGCCCACCUCCUUUGGGAAUGAGUUGGAUACCAGAAGAGCUGUGGUGAGGUCAUCAAUGGCGGUCCCGAGGGUCGGGAGGUGGCACAACGAGCCAUCCCCACAAAUGGCGGCUGAGCUUAGGGCCAUUGGUUUUGUGGAGGCUCAGUUGGGAGAGCGGUUGAGAGAGGAUGGGCCGAUUCUCGGGAUGGAGUUUGAUCCUUUGCCCCCUGGUGCAUUCGGGACACCUAUCGAAACGCCAAGUCAUCCCAAGCCACCCGGGCAUUCUCUUGAGUCCCAUUUUUAUGAACGUGCUGAUGCAAAAUCUGUCAAGGAUAGGGUUAGGCCAAUUCGUGAAUAUCAGUUUCUUCCCGAGCAGCCAUCUUCAAGAGUUUCUCCGCCGCAUCACUCUGGAGUGGCGCUCGAUGUUUCAGUCAUAAGGGCUACUUCAGUGCCUUGUGGACAUUUGUAUUCUCAUCGGGAUGAAAAUGUACCCUAUGGAUAUGGUCAUUCAGCUCAGACACCAAAUCUAAACCUGUCAACUCUUCAUCCAAAAGCUGGGUAUGCCUUCUCGCCUAGUUCUGGAGAGUACGACUCAGUUCACCGGAAGAACUACACGGAUGCUACUGCACAUGACAACUUUGAUGAUCACCCAAUUCAUACAGUUGGGAAUCCUUUCGUGUUGUCUGAGAGAAACGCUGGUAACGAUGAUGAUGUCAUGCGAAUGGAGAGGAAACGUAGGAAUGAAGAAGCGAGAAUAGCUCGAGAAGUUGAAGUUCACGAGAAGAAAGUCAGAAAGGAGCUUGAGAGACAAGAUAUGCUGAGGCGAAAGAGAGAGGAACAAAUAAGGAAAGAGAUGGAGAGGCAAGACCGUGAAAGAAGGAAAGAGGAGGAGCGGCUUUUACGUGAAAGGCAGAGAGAGGAGGAGAAGUACCUGAAGGAGCAGAGGCGUGAGCUGCUGCGGAGAGAGAAGUUCUUAAUAAAAGAAACUAUUAGGGCAGAGAAAAUGCGACAAAAAGAAGAACUGCGUAGAGAGAAGGAGGCAGCUAGGCUUAGAGCCGCCAAUGAGAGGGCAAUUGCUCGUAAAAUCGCCAAGGAAUCCAUGGAACUUCUUGAAGAUGAACGGUUGGAGCUCAUGGAAUUGGCUGCUUCUAGUAAAGGAUUGCCUUCUACGCUCGCUCUUGAUUUUGAAACAUUACAAAACCUUGACACGUACAGAGAUAAGCAGACAGCAUUCCCGCCAACAUCUUUGAAAUUGAAGAAGCCUUUUGCGAUCAAACCAUGGAAUGGUUCCGAGGAAAACGUCGGGAAUCUUCUCAUGGUGUGGAGAUUCUUGAUCACUUUUGCUGAUGUUCUUGGGCUCUGGCCGUGUACUCUUGAUGAGUUUGCCCAGGCGUUCCAUGACCAUGAUCCUCGGCUAUUGGGAGAGGUACACAUUGUUCUCUUGAGGAUGAUAGUCAAAGAUAUCGAGGACGUUGCAAGGGCAACGUCCGUCGGGCUUGGAGCUAACCAGAAUGCUGCUGCUGCUACUAAUCCCGGAGGGGGUCAUCCUCAUAUUGUCGACGGCGCUUAUGCUUGGGGUUUUGACAUACGAUGCUGGAAACGCCAUCUAAAUACCUUAACUUGGCCUGAAAUCUUGAGGCAACUCUCUCUAUCUGCCGGGUUUGGAUCGCAACUGAAGAAAAAGAAUAUCGGACAACCGUUCACUCAUGAAGAAAAUGAGGUCAACGAAUCCGAGAAUGUGAUUUCCAGCCUACGGAAUGGAGUAGCGGCCGAGGAUGCUUUUGCCAAAAUGCAAGAAAGGGGCUUUUCGAAUUCUCGGCGUUCUCAGCAUCGUUUGACUCCUGGAACUGUUAAAUUCGCUGCUUUUCACAUACUGUCUUUCGAGGGGGAGAAUGGUCUGAAUAUUCUCGAGGUUGCAGAAAAGAUUCAGAUAUCUGGAUUGAGGGAUCUAACCACAAGCAAAACUCCGGAAGCCUCGAUUGCUGCCGCGUUGUCACGGGACAUGAAACUCUUUGAGAGGGUAGCGCCUUCUACUUACUGUGUGCGAGCUCCCUAUAGAAAGGAUAAUGGUGAUGCCGAGGCUAUACUUGCUGAAGCAAGGGAGAGAAUCCGGAUAUUCAAAAGUGGAACUACUGAUGUAGAAGACGUUGACGAAGCUGCUGGGAAGGACGAAGAUUCUGAAAGUGACGUUGGAGACGAUCCCGAGGUUGAUGAUCUCGGGAUGGUUGAUUUAACCCCCAAAGUGGAAGGCCUAGAUGCUCGGGUGAUGGAAAAUUCGACCAACAGAAAACCCAUAUUUGAAAACGGGAAAUUGAGUGACGAAGUUGUGAAAACUGAAUCGGAGUUGUCUCUUUCUCGAUUUCACUCUGAGGAUGUUAAAGAGGAGAGAAAGGAAAGUAGUUUAGUUGAACAGUACGAAGAAGAUGAUUGUUUUGAUGAGAGCAAACUCGGGGAAUCAUGGGUUGAAGCACUCGUAGAAGGAGAAUACUCGGAGCUCAGCGUUGAGGAACGUCUAAAUGCGCUUGUUUCUCUGAUUGGUGUUGCCAUUGAAGGAAACACUAUUCGUGUUUCACUCGAGGAACGUCUGGAAUCUACAAGUGCGUUAAAGAAACAGAUGUGGGCUGAAGUGCAACUCGACAAACGCCGAAUAAAGGAAGAGUUUGUGAUUCGGACGAGUUAUCCGUUGUACCUGGGAACCAAGCGAGAGCCCAAUAUCACCAUUCCGUCUUCCGAGGAACGCGAAAGCCCGUUAACCAAUGAUAUGCAUUUGGAUCAGAUUCGAUUGCAUGAAAGUUCGAGUUUUUCACGGAAUGAUAGGUGUGACAUGAACGAUACUCCUGUCGGCACGGGAAAUCCGACAGGAGUGGAUAAUUUCCAGUAUCAGAAUCAGGGUUAUGUUGCAGAUAAAGAAAGGAUGCGUGCACAGUUAAAAGCAUAUGUUGGGUAUAAAGCUGAAGAACUAUAUAUGUAUAGGUCUCUGCCGCUGGGUCAGGAUCGCAGACGCAAUCGCUACUGGCGUUUUACCGCAUCUGCUUCUCGAAGCGAUCCGGGUUGCAGUCGGAUCUUUGUGGAACUGCGUGACAGCCGGUGGAGGAUCAUUGAUUCCGAAGAGGGUUUUGAUUCUCUGGUUAAGUGUUUAGACGUUCGUGGAGUAAGAGAAUCACAUUUGCACUUCAUGUUGCGAAAGAUUGAAGUAUCUUUCAAGGAAUCUGUUGGGAGGAAUGUUUGUAAAACCUCGGAAGUUACGUGUUCUUACCUCAAUAGCCCGAGUGGUAAUAGUUGUGGGUCGGGCUUGGAUUCUGAUACUGCCGAGAUCUCCACGACAUUCAAUAUCGAAUCGGGAAGUAACCCGAUUGAGAGACAGAAUGUGUUGCAACGAUACCGGGAUUUCGAGAAAUGGAUGUGGGUGAAUAUGUUGUGUUCCGAUACAUUAGUAUCUGCAUUCAAGAAUGGAGCCGGAAAGAGCAGAACGCUUCUCUGCAUUUGCGGCUCAUGUGGUGAAGUCUACUUGGCCGAGGGCUUGCAUUGUCCGGGUUGCGGUCAGGCUUGUUGUUCCGACACGAGUGGGUUGUGCUUUGCUGAACAAGUGGCUCGGCUCGGAGAUAAUUUUACGGGAGAAUCUGAUUCCUUUUUGGGCGGGUCGGUCUCGUCUCCGCCCAGAAUCAGAUUGAUCAAGAUGCAACUCUCGCUGGUCGAGUCUUCUCUUCCAUCCGAAGGACUUGGAGCCAUUUGGAUGGAAAACUUGAGAAAAUCGUGGGCUUUGAAGCUGAUUUCAUCGAAAUCCCCUGAAGAUCUGCUUCAGGUUCUGACAACCUUGGAGAGUGCCCUGAGAAGGGACUACCUCUCCUCUGACUUUGAGACAACCUCUGAACUUUUGGGAUUUUCCGAGGCCGAACACGAAGCUCGGGCUGCAGCCGGUACUUCCGAUCCUUCUGUGUUGCCAUGGAUACCGAAAACAACCGCAGCUAUAGCAUUGAGACUCUUUGAACUCAACGGCUCUAUCGCCUGUACGGCCAUUCAGAAGACUGAUGCUCACAAGGACAAAAAAUCUGAAGAUUUCAUUGUUUCGGAGGGUAACGUUCUGAGAAAUGACGCAAGGAACGAGACUCCGUCACGACCCGUUUAUGCUCAGGACGAGAACUGGGCGGAACCAAGUUUAGGGUUUGCUGGCUCUGGACGAGGAGGGAGACCACGUGGGCGAGGUCGGCCCCGUUCCCGUGGUGGGAAGUCUGAGAGAAAGGCGAAAACUGGUGGCAGGCGAGCUUUGGCAAACUCGAAUUGUGAGGGAUUGGAACCGUACCCGAGAACGGAAGCUCAGUCACGUGUCCCUGCGGGGCGGAAACGUGGACGCCGAAGCGCUAGAAGUUGCAAGAGACCGACGAAAGGAGCUCUCGGGAUAUCCAACAAUGGCGAACGCCACAAGGAUGAGGGCUUGUCCAUCCUGCCCGCGGUUCAGGACGAAGAUGGAUGGAACGAACCGCCUGAACUGCCCAAAGAGGAAGCCAGCAGUUCGGGAAGAUCGUUCCGAUACAACUACGAAGAUAACGACGGUAUAACUGCAGAAGUAGAUGAUUUGGAGGGCGGCGAUUCGAGUAAAUUAGCGGGAAGAGGCGAAUUUAACUUGAGAAGUGAUGAAGAAGAAGACGAUAUGAAUGGGGACGAUGGCGAUGAAUUUAGGAACGAGGAUUCCGACGGUGAAGAACCGGCAGAUGCGUACGAGAAGAACAGCGAUGGUCGGAAAAUGGUUCCGUACGAAGAUCCCGAUCUCACUUCUUCGUCUUCGUCGGGCUUCAUCGACUGAUUUAUGGUACGGAGUAGACGGGGAGAGAGCGAAGCCAUUCAGGUUGUGUUCUUGAAACUCUCUCUUGACUUAGUUAAUGCUGUAACAUACUGUAUAAUUAUAUAAUAUAAAAUGCGCGAAAAUGCUAAUUAGGAAGAAGAGUACAUGAAGGAUUAACAGAUUCUGUUAUCACCUGUCUAUUACGGAAUUUUGACAAUUAAUUAUAAUAAUUUUCAAAUUUA
Tarenaya hassleriana is the source of this 6140-nucleotide messenger RNA. Its product is annotated as homeobox-DDT domain protein RLT2-like. The coding region runs from base 829 to 5919 and encodes 1696 amino acids. The transcript is spliced from 19 exons. The record is from RefSeq and is a predicted model, not a curated record. Gene Ontology annotation, molecular function: DNA binding. Gene Ontology annotation, biological process: regulation of transcription by RNA polymerase II. Lineage: Eukaryota; Viridiplantae; Streptophyta; Magnoliopsida; Brassicales; Cleomaceae.